Messenger RNA from Epinephelus moara (kelp grouper), 4888 nucleotides. It is a transcript of the gene l1cama, whose product is annotated as L1 cell adhesion molecule, paralog a. Gene Ontology annotation, biological process: cell-cell adhesion. Bases 513 to 4355 code for a protein of 1280 amino acids. The transcript has 28 exons. Gene Ontology annotation, molecular function: protein binding. The record is from RefSeq and is a predicted model, not a curated record. Lineage: Eukaryota; Metazoa; Chordata; Actinopteri; Perciformes; Serranidae.
UCUGUGCCGGAGAGAGGACUGACUGAUGUAGCAGGAAGCGAUAAGGAGACAUGGGGUGAGGCUUCUUGUUAAUACGAGGGAAAGAUAAAAGGCGCAAUCCCCCAGAGGAAACACAGGAGCAACAAGAAGGGAAGAUAGAUUUAUUCAGGGGUGCAGAUGUCACAUCGGGGGAAGGCGGGAGAUGAAGAGAGAAAAGACGAAGAGCAGAAAACAAACCACAUGGAGAUAAAGAGAGAAACAGGAGAGACUAGACAGAGGGCCCGGACAUUGUUAACGAGCUUAACGAGAGAGGAAACCAGCAGGAGGGCGUGGACCUGACUUAAAGGAGAGAGCGAAAGGAGAGAGGAGGAAAAAAAAAAGAAGACAAGAGGAACAUACAAAGCAAAGCAGGGGCCUCCUGGAAAAGAAACAAAGCUUCACACUUCCUCUGCACGAGUGUGUGAGGUUGCCCUCUGUGUGCUUUUUACUGUACGAGUGUGUGAGCAGGUGGGACUUUGAUGGGACAGUGAGCAAUGCCUCACACGCAGCGACAGCAGGUUGGCAGUAGGGGGCAGUGCUCCUCUUGCCUCCUCCCCCUCCUCCUCCUCCUCCUCUCCCUUGCUGCCCAGCCCAGCCGAGCAGCCAUACACAUACCCUCCAACUACCACAUAAGUGAUCUCAAGAGGCCUCCAAUGAUCACCACACAGCCGGAGUCUGUCACAGUCUUUAGCAUUGAAGACCUCGUCAUGAACUGUGAAGCCACCGGCAAUCCUCCACCCAUUUUCCGAUGGACGAAGGAUGGAGAGGAGUUUGACCCAGGCAGGGACCCAGAGCUAAAGGUGACUGAGCGCUCUGGCUCAUUCGCAUUCUACACUCUCAGUAAUACUAUGGAGACUCUGAAGCAGUACCAAGGCAAAUAUGUCUGCUACGCAUCCAACGAGCUGGGGACAGCCGUCUCUAACGAGGCCAUACUCAACACUGAUGUUCCCCCGUCCCAGCAGAAGGAAAAAAAGGUUAAUGUGAGGUCUGAAGAGGGAAGCAGUAUCGUUCUGAAGUGUAACCCUCCGCAGAGCUCUAUGGAGCCUAUCAUUCACUGGAUGGACUGGAGGCUACACCAUAUCGUGCUGAGUGAGCGUGUGGUAGUGGGGAAGGAUGGCAACCUAUACUUUGCCCAUUUGACAACGGAGGACAGCAGGGAUGACUACACCUGCAAUGUCCAGUACCUGGCGACACGUACCAUUCUUGCAAAGGAACCCAUCACUCUUACUGUAAACCCCUCCAACUCCGUACUGCGGAACAGGAGGCCCCACAUGAUGAGACCUACUGGAAGCCGCAGCACUUACCAUGCCCUCAGGGGCCAGACCGUGGAGCUUGAGUGCAUCGUCCAAGGCCUUCCAACUCCCAAAGUUAUGUGGCUGAGGAAGGAUGGCGAGAUGUCAGAGUCACGGACCGUUAAAGACAUGUUCGACCGGCGCCUGCGCUUUACUAAUAUCUCAGAGAGCGACGGGGGCGAGUACCAGUGUACAGCUGAGAACUCCCAAGGGAAAGCCACACACACUUACAUUGUGGCUGUAGAAGCGGCUCCCUACUGGAUCAAGGAGCCACCCAGCCAGUUAUAUGCCCCAGGUGAGACUGUCAGACUGGACUGCCAGGCGGACGGCAUCCCGUCUCCUACCAUCAGCUGGACCAUCAACGGGGUCCCUCUCUCAGCCAUCGACAAGGAUCCCAGACGUUCUCUGACAGCAAGCGGAUCUCUAAUCCUAAAAGAUGUCAACUUUGGAGACACUGCCAUCUACCAGUGCCAGGCCUCAAACAAGCAUGGAACCAUCCUCACCAACACCAACGUCUACGUCAUUGAGCUGCCUCCCCAGAUCCUCACUGAGGAUGGAAGUACAUACACAUUUGCAGAGGGCCAGAAGGCUUCACUGGAGUGUGAGACCUUUGGAUCUCCUAAACCUAAAGUCAUAUGGGAGAGCAGCAACACUUCCUCCCUUCUGGCGGAUCCCAGAGUGAACCUGCUCACCAAUGGGGUGCUUGAGAUCUUUAAUGUCACCCACGAGGACGAGGGCCUCUACACCUGCUCUGUACAUAACACCAACUUGUCUGUCAGUGCCGAGCUCGAAGUGCUUAACAGGACAGUCAUCCUGUCACCUCCACAGGCUCUGAAGGUGCUGCGUGGAGACACAGCAAUCUUCACUUGUCUGGCUCUCAUUGACCCUAAACUCGGCUCUCCAUUUAUUCAGUGGAGAAAGAAUGGUGAAAAGCUCAUUGAUUCCCACAGUGAUGAAAAAUACACAUCUGAUGGACCAGACUUUAAAAUAACUAACGUGGAAGAAGAUGAUGAGGGCGUAUACACCUGUCAGGUCAUCACAAGGCUUGACAUGGCUGAAGCCAGUGGCAGCCUCACUUUAUGGGAUCGCCCAGAUCCUCCUUCCCUCCUCCAGAUCACUGAUUCCAAGCACCGUUCAGUCACCCUCAGCUGGACUCCUGGAGACGACCACAACAGCCCUGUGCAAGAGUAUGUGGUUGAGUUUGAAGAUCAAGGUUUGAAGGAGAGGGGUUGGGAAGUGCUGAAGAGAGUAGGAGGAAACAAGGAGCGUGCUGUCCUCCCUCUGUGGCCCUACAUGUCCUAUCGUUUCCGGGUCAUUGCCAUCAAUGAUGUGGGAAAGAGCGGCCCCAGCAAGCCAUCUGAAAUUCACAACACACUUGCUGAAGCUCCAGACAAUAAUCCUGAAGAUGUUAGGAGUGAGUCCAAAGACCCAAACACCCUGGUUAUCACCUGGAAGGAAAUGGACAAACGUAACUUCAAUGGACCUGACUUCAGCUACCGGGUUCUGUGGAGGCGAGUGGUGGGCAGCGGGCCCAACUGGCACACCAACUACACAACCACACCAUCAUUCACGGUCGAUGGCGUUGGCAACUUUUCUGCCUUUGAGAUCAAAGUUCAGGCUAUCAAUGAGAAAGGGGAGGGACCUGAGCCAGACCCCGUCAUUGGCUACUCCGGAGAAGAUGUUCCACUGGAGGCUCCAAUGGAUGUGGGUGUUGUGCUGAUAAACAGCACUACCAUCAGAGUGAGCUGGGCAGCAGUAAACAAAGAGAAGGUCAGAGGACACCUGCUGGGAUACAAGGUCUACUUGACCAGAAAGGGCUCCAGGGGCCACCACCGAGGCCGGAGGUCCAAGGAGCCGGAGACCACUGUGGUGGUGGAGACUGGGGCCAGUGAGGAGAAGAAGGUGAUCAGUGGUCUGAGACCGUACUCCCGCUACGACCUGACCGUCACGGUAUUCAACAGCAAGGGAGAGGGACCCCCCUCUGAGGCGCUGUCCUUCAAUACUCAUGAGGGAGUUCCUGGUCCUCCUAUGUCCCUGAUGCUGGACAGCCCAUCAGAGACAGAAAUGACCCUCCACUGGACACCUCCGGGCCAGCCCAAUGGAAUGCUCAUUGGAUAUCUGCUGCAGUACCAACAAAUUGUGGAGAGUGAUGACAGCCCCAUGCAGGUAGAGACGAUAGACGACCACACAGCCACCCACCUCACCCUGAAGGGCCUGGACCGCCACAGCCACUAUCGCUUCUUCUUGAGGGGGCGCACUGCUGCAGGCGACGGUGAGCCCAUCAUGAGGGAGGGCGCCACCAUGCUGGAUGGAGUGCCUCCUGACAACAUCAGCCUGUCUGCGGGGGAAAACGCAGUUAACCUGAGCUGGGUGGCCAAGAAGAGACACAGGAAUGUUAGCUUCCAGAUCCACUACAUAAAAAAAAACGAUGGCAGUAAAUGGAAGAAAACGGAGAAGGUGAACUCCUCUCAGUCUUUCUACCGCCUCCAGGGCCUGACUCCUGGCUCUCAUUAUCGUCUACGCUUCACCUACAGCAACACCACCUUCUGGGAGACUGACAUCGUGACAGAAGGAACAGAAGUGAAGGAGGUGCAGCAAGGCUUUGCAACGCAGGGCUGGUUUAUCGGUGUUGUGAGCGCCAUUGUGCUGCUGCUGCUGACCCUGCUCAUCCUCUGCUUCAUCAAGAGGAGUAAAGGAGGAAAAUACUCAGUGAAAGAUAAAGAAGAGGGUCCGAUGGACUCAGAAGCACGGCCUAUGAAGGAUGAGACUUUUGGAGAGUACAGUGACCUAGAGGAAAAGCGCACGGCCAGCCAGCCGUCCCUGGGCGAGGAGAGCAAGCUGUGCAGCGAGGACAACCUGGACUUCAACGGCAGCAGUGCCAUAACCACCGAGCUCAACAUGGACGAGUCUCUGGUCAGCCAGUUCAGUCGGCCCAGCGAGGGUCCAGAGGUGCUGCACGGCCUGCCAGACAUCUCUCCGCUGAACCCCACCACCGUCUCCCCAGCCACCAACGGCAUGCCCAACUCAGUCACCAUCCUCGAUUAACCCCCACACAUCCAUCGGGGGCCAUCAGACCAAAACAUGUCAACACAUAUGUGCCCAUACGCUCCUGUUCCCUACUGACCUGCUGAUCCAUAGUUUAACGACUAAUAUACAAUCAAUGUAUUGACUAUUCAGAUGCCCCCGGCAGUCAUCUGAUUGACUGGACUGUCUUGACCAAAGGAGUGUCCAAAGUAGUGGACAGUGUGAUACAAGUUUGACUGACCUGAAGAUGUCUUUUGACCCCCUUUACCCUCUUUUUAUCUGUGUAGUUUACAACAUAUCUUAAUGACUAACAUUCAUUCUCUCCAGUUCUUCUCUUUCUUUCUCUCCACAGACGACUCUAUAGAAAGAUAAAGACAGAAUGCUGUACAGGUAGAAAUAUCAGAGGGAUUGUAGGUAUGGUCCUAUAGAGAUGCAGAAUAGUGCGUUGAAAGAGGAUGAUGAUGAUAGAGCCUAGCGUGGGGAGGCAGACAGCACAUGCUGCUGUGAAAAGUCUUAGAUAUUUAUCAUGCCUUAUAUUAUUUCGCACAUUUGUA